Molecule: messenger RNA, 1263 nt
Organism: Clarias gariepinus (North African catfish)
Lineage: Eukaryota; Metazoa; Chordata; Actinopteri; Siluriformes; Clariidae
Product: major histocompatibility complex class I-related gene protein-like
Exons: 10
Coding region: 25-1263 (412 amino acids)
Biological process (GO): immune response
Cellular component (GO): external side of plasma membrane
Source: RefSeq, a predicted model, not a curated record
UGUGUGUGUGUGUGUGUGUAUAAUAUGAAUAUAGACAUGAGCUGGAUUACCCUGGUGUUCUCAGCAGCUCUGCUGUCCUGUGGAGUUUCUCCAGCUCUCAGCCAUGUGCACUCUCUGUAUUACACCUACACGGCUCUCUCUAAACCUCUGAAUCUUCCUGGAGUCUAUGAGUUCACUGCACUGGGAAUGCUGGAUGAUCGAGAACUCGACUACUACAGCAGUACGUCUCAGACUAAGGUUCCUAAACAGGACUGGAUGAGAGAGAAGAUGCCAGCGGAUUACUGGGAGAAAGGAACUCAGUCCCGCAAGAGUAAGGAGCAGUGGUUUAAGGUCAACGUGGACAUCCUGAUUGACCGGAUGAAGCACAAUAAGACUGAUCUUCAUGUUCUUCAGUGGAGACACGGCUGUGAGGUUGAAGGUGAAAAUGGAAAAAUGAAAUUUAUCAAAGGAGUUGAUGAGUACAGUUAUGACGGCACUGAGUUCCUCUCCUUCGAUGAGGUAAACUCGAGGUGGAUUGCUCCAGUUCAGGAGGCUGAGCCGACCAAAAGGAAAUGGGAUGAUGUGGCCAUCCUUAACCAGUACACCAAGGGCUACCUGGAGAAAGAGUGUGUGGACUGGCUCUCCAAGUUCAUGGAAUAUGGAGAGGAAGCGCUAAAAAAACACUCUCCACCAAAAGUGCACAUAUUGUUUAAGAAACCAGUGACCAACCCCAGCAAGCUGACCCUGACCUGCAUGGCCACAGGGUUCUACCCUCCAGACAUAGAGAUGCAGGUGAGGAAGCUCCGCACAUCCCUACCUGAUCAUCUGGUAACAUCUACAGGACUCAGAGAAAAUGGUGACGGCACCUACCAGCUGAGGAAGAGUGUGGACAUCGAGGAGAAGGACAAAGAUCUUUACAGUUGUUAUGUGAACCACAGCACUCUUAUAGAACCAAUAAUUGUUCCAGCCGAGGGAGAGCCAUGCCCAAGCUGUGAACGCACGGGUCUUCUGGGUGGUAUUGCCGGUGCAGUGGUCGGAGUUCUGGUCACGCUGGCGGUGGUUGGAUGUGUUGUCUUUUACUUGAAAAGGAAACAAAAUGAUAGUACACAGGCGCAGAGUAAUGGAGGUGUUACAGCACCUGUUACAGCUCCAGUGGAAGUCCCCUUGCUCCCGAGCACGGCAGUUCCUAAUGGGACAAACAGCAAUGGAACUGACUCUGGACAAGGCACCGGUAACAACUCGCCAGACAGCAGCCAGGAGUCACUAAUUAAUGGUGCUGUGUAA